UCAUCGCUUCCACGAGACACCACGAUCUGCUGCGAUGGAAACUCUACCGUUAGAAGCACUUCGCACGAAUUGCGGACUGAAAAGCGAUUAAGAGGGUACUAAGUAUGAUUAUUAUAUAUAACAAAUCGCGGUUAAAUAAGCGGCCGUAAGCCUUCCUCAACCGGCAAGCGGCGUCGCUUUUGCUUUUCCAGCAUCGCGGCAAAAAGCGGACCAGAUUGGGAGAGAUAGAGUGAGCUCGAAGUGAGAGAAAGCGGAGGAGAGACAUAGUGAGCCACAGAAGUGUUGGUGCGCGCCUCCUUCUCUGGCUUUGCUGUCUGCUGAGGCAGAGCUUACAUUGGGGGAUGUGAAAUGGCGGAGGAGUGGGGGAGAUCUGGACUUGUGGUGUGGAGGAGGUGAGCGAUCUGCUUUUGGAGGAGUAGUGUUAGGGUUUUGGUGGCCAUCAAUCACUAGGGGUGUGAGAGAUGGGGAGCAUUUCGUCGGAGGAGGUGUCCGAUCAGCAGAGCGAGGAGAGGUGCGGGAGCUACAGUCCCAGUGCAGAUGUUAGCGAGUCUGAGAGCUCCAGUGGCUUCUCCGGCCGGCGCUUCACUGCGGGUGCUUCGAGUUCAUUUGCAUCUUCGCCGCUGGUUAUCGGGAAAUCUGGUCUUGCUGCAGCCGAUGCGGGCCGUGCAUUGUUGCCAAUGCCCGAAGCUGAUGCUAUGUUCUGGGAGGGAAAGUUGGAGAAGCGUGAAGUAGACUUGUCUGAGGUCGAGAUGAUGAAAGAGAGAUUCGCUAAACUCUUACUGGGGGAGGAUAUGUCCGGCGGAGGGAAAGGAGUUUGCACCGCGCUGGCGAUCUCGAACGCCAUUACGAAUUUAUCCGCUACUGUGUUCGGGGAACUGUGGAGGUUGGAGCCGCUGGCCCCACAGAAGAAAGCAGUGUGGAUAAGGGAAAUGGAAUGGUUGCUAUGCGUGAGUGAUUCAAUCGUAGAGCUCAUCCCAUCUCUGCAAGAGUUUCCAGGUGGCGGGACAUUUGAAGUGAUGGCAGCGCGUCCAAGACCUGAUCUCUACAUGAACCUUCCUGCGCUGAAAAAGCUAGAUUCCAUGCUCCUAGGGAUGCUGGAUGGGUUCCGGAAUACUGAAUUCUGGUAUGUUGAUAGAGGGAUAAUGGUUGCUGAUGCUAUUGAAGAAGGUGACGAGGGCUACCCUUCUUUUGGGAGGCCAUCACUGAGACAGGAAGAGAAAUGGUGGCUUCCAUGCCCACGAGUUCCUCCAAAUGGUCUGUCUGAAGAGACCAGGAAGAAGCUGCAGCAGUGCAGAGAUUGUGCAAACCAGAUACUGAAGGCCGCAAUGGCGAUCAACAGUGGGGUGCUUGCAGAGAUUGAGAUUCCUGAAGCCUACUUUGAAACUCUUCCUAAG
Messenger RNA from Phalaenopsis equestris, 1394 nucleotides. RefSeq names its product rop guanine nucleotide exchange factor 1-like. The transcript has 3 exons. NCBI's taxonomy places the organism in Eukaryota, Viridiplantae, Streptophyta, Magnoliopsida, Asparagales, Orchidaceae. The annotation marks the transcript as partial. Gene Ontology annotation, molecular function: guanyl-nucleotide exchange factor activity. The record is from RefSeq and is a predicted model, not a curated record.